GAACUUGAUUGAGAAAGCACGCUGCAGGCUGCAAGGAGUGAGAGACCAUGACCGAGGAAAAAGCCAGAGGACCGAGUGCUGCAACAGUGGGGCCAGAUGAGGGAGCGCGUGAAGAGGGGGCUCAGCCGAGGGGGAAGUGGGCCGACAACAAGGAAUUCCUACUCUCCACGACUGGGGGAAUCAUUGGCUUUGGGAACUUGUGGCUAUUUCCUUAUUUGUGUUUCAGGCACGGAGGAGUUGUUUUUCUCAUCCCAUACUUUGUGCUCUUCCUCUUCUUCGGCGCCCCUCUCCUCUUCCUGGAGAUUGCGUUGGGCCAGUACACCAGCGAGGGUGCAGUCACUGCCUGGAGGAAGAUAUGUCCCAUGUUCGAGGGAGUGGGGAUGGCGUCCCAAGUGGCCACGUUUUAUCUGAGCACCUUCUUCAUCAUCAUUUUGGCCUGGAAUAUCUUCUACAUGAUUAACUCCUUCAAAAGCCCCCUGCCCUGGUCUACUUGUGACAACUGGUGGAACACUGAGUUAUGUCAUAGUCGAGUCAACAUGUUGGACAACUCCCACCUGUUUUCCUCCAACACCAACUGGUCGUUCCUAAACAACAUCACCUUGCCUGAAGACUUUGAGUCCGUCCAGUACUUCAAUGUAACGGACCUGUCACAGCCGGACAGUUCAUCAGAAGAGGAGUUCUGGAGGCAUCGUUUGUUAAGAGUGUCUGACAAGCUCUUGGGUGAAGUGCACUGGGACCUGGCUCUCUGUCUCCUGCUGGCCUGGGUCAUGUGUUACUUCUGUGUAUGGAAGGGAAUCAAAUCCAUUGGAAAGGUGGUCUACUUCACAGCUACCUUCCCCUACCUGCUGCUGCUCAUCCUCUUCUUCCGUGGAGUGACGCUCCCAGGAGCCCAGCAGGGCCUGUACUACUACCUCUACCCAAAUUUCAGCAGGCUCGCUGACUCAAGUGCAUGGGAGGAUGCAGGAAUGUGUGUGAUGUACUCCUGCGCCACGUGUCACGGGGUGCUGACCACUCUGGGAAGCUACAACAAAUACAACCGCAACUGCUACAGGGAUUGCAUGGUGCUGUGCUGUGUGACCUGUGCGACUAGCAUCUUUGCAGGUUUCAUUGUGUUCUCAGUGUUGGGAUUCAUAUCUCAUACGCAGAAUGUUCCGCUAGACGAGAUUGUCAAUGCAGGUCCCACCUUGAUCUUCAUAUCCUUUCCGUUGGCUCUGUCGAUGCUGCCCGGCUCAACUUUCUGGACUGUGCUCUUCUUCCUCACGGUCCUCCUCCUGGGUGUCGACACUCAUUUUAUGUUGGUGGAGAGUCUGGCCACAUCCAUCACAGACAUGUUCCCACGUCACCUGAGGAGGCCUGGAGCGAGGGAGAUCCUGGUCCUGGUCAUUGCUGUGGUUUGCUUCCUACUGGGGCUGACGUUCAUCACUGAGGGAGGGAUAAUCGCCUUUCAUUUGGUUGACCAGUAUGGAACCAGUGAGAUCAUUUUCCUUUUCAUUUCCUGUUUGGAGACCAUCAUCAUCGGCUGGGUGUACGGAGCGGACCGUUUCUACGACAACAUUGAGGACAUGAUCGGGUAUCCACCAAACCCCGUGAUCAAGUACUGCUGGAUGUUCAUCACGCCGCUCCUCUCUGUGAUCUUGCUGCUGUGUAGACUGGCAAAUAGAUACUCUUUGUCUGUGUAUGGUUACAAUCUCGAACCUAUGGGCGCCACCAUCGGCGCUAUAAUUCUGGUCAUUCCGCUGAUGUGCAUCCCACUGUUCAUUUUGGUGGCACUGUGGAGGAACCCCCAAAACAUGAUCUCUUCAUCCAGCGACCUGCGUCAGCUGCGGCCUCACAAGCCUUUGCUCACGCUGUGUAAAUGUGUCAUCCUCAAGGCACAGGGGCAGUCCUUCAGGACCGCGGCCGAAAGACACGAGAAGAUAAUGAUGGAGGAGCCCAGCGGGGUUUGAUGGUUGUUGAUGGCGCUAGUAGACCUUGCAGGAAGCGAUUGUGCAUAGCUGGUAUUGAUGACUUUUACCAAUAUGUGACAGGAUAAUGAUGAGUAUUGAUUUGUAAAAGACCAAAAACAUACAUUUUAGACAGGUACAUAAAAGUGUAAAAAAAAAAAAACCUAAUUACUCCACUUAUAAUCCUAUACGCUCUAUUCAUACUAAACCUCCUAUUAACUGUAGAAAUCAUUGUUUCUGACAAUCAUUGUUUAUGACAAUACUUGUUUCGGAGACUUGACGCCACCAUGUCUGAAUGUUUCACACAUGAACAACGCUGCAGGAGAUUCUCCCCUCAGAAGCGUGAGGGGUGGAGCAACAGGACGUGACAUAAAUUCUCCACUCAUUCACUAACCCCUCCUCCUCAUAUAGGAGCUUAUUUGUAGAGGAAAAUAUCAUGAGCUCAUCGAUACAAGAAAAAAACCCAAGACUCUUUCAAACACCAAAUUUUCUCUGCACAUCAUUGUUGCAGGACCACUCCACUGUGUAGGCUAUUAAAAAUGUCACUAAACAUUUGGACAGCACCACAAUAUAGUGAACUCACUAUAGAGUGGACUUUGUGUUGAUUUUCUUUAACUCCACCCUCCCUGAUUUCUUAACCACUGAUAACCUCAUGCAUCACAUUAGUGAGUACGUUUAACUUUUUAAAAAAAUCAAAUCAAAGCAGAUAAAACAACUCUUCUCUCUGUGAAUCUGCAGGUUUGUGGUGCUGGUG
Messenger RNA from Paralichthys olivaceus (Japanese flounder), 2697 nucleotides. RefSeq names its product sodium- and chloride-dependent betaine transporter-like. The record is from RefSeq and is a predicted model, not a curated record. NCBI's taxonomy places the organism in Eukaryota, Metazoa, Chordata, Actinopteri, Pleuronectiformes, Paralichthyidae. Gene Ontology annotation, cellular component: plasma membrane. Gene Ontology annotation, biological process: sodium ion transmembrane transport. Gene Ontology annotation, molecular function: gamma-aminobutyric acid:sodium:chloride symporter activity.